UGUCCUCGCAGAGCUGCACGAGAGAAGGACCUUUAAACAGCAGAACACAGUAGAACCCGACGACGACCUUCGACUAAGCCGAACUGGAUUGGUGCCAGUCUCCCGUUCUGGAGACUUGAAAUAGGGUUGUUCGCAACUUGUCUUGUGCGGCUGUGAUCCAAGAUGCCUCUAAAUGAUGAGCGACCCACCUCCACAUCCAGCGGCGAGGACCAAAGCAGCGAUGUGGAGUCAUCGUCUGAAUGCUGUGACAACAUGGCGUUGUCCAGUGACCAGGACUCUUCACGUCACAGCUUCAAUAGUGACGGCUCCAGCAAGCAUUGCACACCCUCCUCAAGUCCACCCAAAGUCUUAACUCUUGAUGAAGUCAUGGAUGCUGGAAGAGACCUGUUCAAUCUCAGAAUUUCACAUGAGAUUGUCAUGAACCCAGAUUUCCACAUGGAGCUGAAUAGCCAACAACAACACAGUUUAUGGAAUCAGGUAAAACAGAACCUCGACAAGGCUUAUUGGGACGUCCUGGAGACUGAGCUGAACGAUGACCCACCCGUGUAUGAACAUGCCAUAAAAUUACUGGAGGAGAUUCGAGAGAUCUUACUAUCAUUCCUUAACCCGGGUGCCAAUCGGAUGCGAACCCAGAUUAUGGAGGUUCUGGACAUUGACCUGAUACGUCAGCAGGCUGACAACAAUGCAGUAGACAUCCAGGGACUUGCCGCAUACAUCAUCAGCAUCAUGGGCAAGUUGUGUGCUCCAUCGAGGGACGAGGACAUCAAGAGGCUACGGCAAAACACAGAUAACAUAGUGACACUCCUGAGGGAGAUAUUCCGUGUCCUGGAGCUGAUGAGGGUAGACAUCGUCAACGUAACAAUUGCAAGCUUAAAGCCUUUGCUGCAGCGGAGCUGUGUUGAAUAUGAGAGGGAAACAUUUCAGAACAUCCUGGAAAAAACACCCAGUGCUUUAAACCACACCACCUCCUGGAUCCAGUCUGUGCUGGAGGAGCUGCUGUCCAGCAGCGUCCCUGCUGAACAAACUAAGGAUAAUGGUAAAGGACAGCGAGCCCUACCUGGGCCCUUCCAGCUCAUCAACACCGCCUUUCUCCGCCUUCUUACAUGGGACUAUUCAAAGAACCCAAUACCCGAGACUUGGGUGACCGAUGAGACCCGUCUGCAAGAGAUUCAGUGGCAGCUGAAGCAGUGUCAGGCAGUGAAUGAGGUGCUGCUCAUUGUUUACAGCACCAUAGGAGGGCCUGUCCAGGGUCUCCCCACUCUGUCUGACCGUCUGAAGAGAAUGACCAGUGUGCUGUUGGAUGGGAUGCACAGACCGGACUUCAACCUAGAAGAGUCACUAGAGGGUGUCAGCAGUCAGAUCUGCUGUGAGCUCAACAAGUCUUUAACUGAGAGGGACUACCCUGCACUGACCCCAGAGCUGCAGGCCACGCUCACGGGCCAGAUCUGCAACAUCACCCAGAAGGACAAUGUCAUUCGCACUCUAGUUGAGGAUCGCGUGCAGCAGUACUUCAUGGCGCUCAUCUCUGACUCCAAAUCCCAAGUUAAACUUGAAGAAGUACCAGCCGGCUUGAGUGCAAUCAAGCCUGAACUGACACUGAUUGGAAAAAAGUUCAUCUCGCUGGUCAACUACAACAAGGCUGUCUAUGGACCUUUCUAUGCUGACAUCAUCAGGAAGCUGAUAUCCAGCAUCAGUCUACCAGAAGCAAGUCUUCCUAAGGACACAGCUCAGGAUUCUGUAACCAGUGAAUAAGAGAGCACUGUGGCUUGCGACUGAGUUAUUCUGUUAGACAUUGUUUAUUGUGUGGAGGUGGGGCUCAUCUGUGUAGAACAACUAUAUUUGAGCAUGUUGACACUUGAUAUAAGACAAAAUAAAAGCAUUAAGGACAAAAAGAACAGAGUCAAAAGAAAAAUAAUGAAAAAAGAUAUGAUCAGUGCAUUAUGGGAGGUCCUUAUUGUGGUUUUUAGAACCACACUUUGCAGGAAAUGCAGGGUAUUGCAGGUGCGCCCUUUAUGAUAAAUGCUCAAAGUUCUGCUUACAUAUAAACGUAAACAACUACACACUAGAAAAGCAGUGUUACAGUGAACCUUUUCCAACUUAAUAGUGUCAUCCCAGUGAAUUUCUUCCCAGUCUCCCUUUAACUUUUGUGGCAGCAGAUAACAGACAAGGGCAAAACUAGAAUAUUAUAAUACAUACAGUCAGCUUUAUAAAGCAAAACAUAUAUUUUGUAACAGCUUAGAUUCUUUACAUAUGCAAGAUAUUUAUUGUAUACUGAUUUUAAGGUAAUUAAACAAUACAAAAUAUAAUGCAUAUUGUGCACAGCAAGUGCCAUAGUUGAAGAAAUUAAUACAAAAACUGAGUUAUCGAUCUAUCCAGAGAGUUCAUACAUUGAUUAUUGUCCCUUACCCUCUGUUUAUUUUAUUUUACUGUCUUUAUUUCAUUUUAUUUUUUGUAAAUCAGCCAGAGAACUAAACGCUCUGUCUUGUUUUGGAUCCUGACUUUGUAGGCCAAGUAACACCAUGACUGCAUGAGAAGCUUCGUGUUGGAGUUUUAAGUUUAGUAAUCAGUUGUGCAUUUGGUAUAUUUGUUACAUGUUCAAACUUUGUUGUGUACUAUUUCUUAUUUACUAGUGGAGUACUUGUUAUACUGAUCUUGUUGUUAUGCUUGUUUCAUUGUUAGGUACUGUUCUUUUGACAGUGUUGCCAUGUUUGCUGUUAAACAUGUCAAAAAACAGAGGUGCUAAACUCAAAAGUAAUCUGUGUUUCCAGAGGACCUUAAUAUGCACAGAGAAGAGCAUUUGUGUAGUUCUACAAAAGUUUACAUGAAAAUGGGGGAAGUUGAGGUUCUUUUUUUCUCUACCACGGAUACUAUAAUAAAACUGAAAAAAAAUUGUGUUAUU
Melanotaenia boesemani (Boeseman's rainbowfish) is the source of this 2899-nucleotide messenger RNA. RefSeq names its product t-complex 11, testis-specific-like 2 (gene tcp11l2). Gene Ontology annotation, biological process: signal transduction. Lineage: Eukaryota; Metazoa; Chordata; Actinopteri; Atheriniformes; Melanotaeniidae. Bases 163 to 1752 code for a protein of 529 amino acids. The transcript has 10 exons. The record is from RefSeq and is a predicted model, not a curated record.